This is a messenger RNA of Daphnia magna, 1088 nucleotides long. RefSeq names its product cuticle protein 18.7. The record is from RefSeq and is a predicted model, not a curated record. Gene Ontology annotation, cellular component: chitin-based extracellular matrix. Lineage: Eukaryota; Metazoa; Arthropoda; Branchiopoda; Diplostraca; Daphniidae. Gene Ontology annotation, molecular function: structural constituent of chitin-based larval cuticle. Bases 115 to 915 code for a protein of 266 amino acids. The transcript has 2 exons.
UUGCUCGCGGGGUACCGAGUGGCACACUAGCCGCGUAUAAAAGCUCCAAGACGCUGAGCCAAAGUCAAUUCACUCUCUCCUCUCCACUGCACUCUCACUUGUAAGCGAGUCAACAUGAAGACCUCACUUGUUAUCGUUGUCCUGAUGGCAUGUGCCAUUUCCGCCCAGUUCCCAGCCGGUUGGAACUAUAAUCCAUUCCUUUACUACCCCUACACCGCACAACAACCGCCUGUCCAGGAAACUACCGAAGUUGCUGCCGCUCGUGCCAUUCAUCUGGCCGCCCACGCUUCCGCAAGAGGAUCUCGCGUAAUCGUCUCCCAGCCUACCCCUGUACCUGUAUGGGGACAACCGGGUGCGAUCCUGGACACUCCUGAAGUUUGGGCGGCUAAGGUUGAACAUUACCGCGCUCAUUCUGCUGCUGCUGCUGCCAAUGGAGUCGUAUCGACGCUGCCACCUCUGCAAGUGGUUAACUGGGGAGUUCCUCAACCAGUUCAAGACACUCCUGAAGUAGCUGCCGCCCGCGCUGCCCAUUUGGCUGCUCACGCCGCUGCUCGUGGUAAACGAUCCAUCCAGGACACUCCUGACGUGAUGGCCGCCACCAUCGAACAUUACCGCGCUUACAACGCUGCCGCUGCUGCUAAUGGAAUCGUGGCAUACUUGCCCGCACGUUACGCCAAUAUGCCGUGGGGAAUCCCUCAACAAGUGCAAGAGACUCCCGAAGUAGCUGCAGCCCGUCGUGCUCACCUGGCCGCUCACGCUCAUGCCGCUGCACGAGUAGCCAAAGUAAUUCCCGUCCAACCGGCCCCUGCACCCGUGUGGAGCCAACCGGCUGUGAUCCAGGACACACCCGAAGUUCACGCUGCUAAACUAGAUUUCUUCCGCGCUUUCAACGAGGCUGCUACUCGCUCUGGUUAACUGGUUGUCACUUCACCAACUUAGCCAACAGUCUUCCCAACAAACAUAGCCGAAAUCUGCCCAUCCAAAACCAACCACUGUGUGAUAUUCUAGAAAGCGGAAUUUUCUUACGAUUGAAAACGCCACAAUGAACUUGCUGAUGCUGUUGUAAAAUAUACUUCUGUUGACACGAA